CAGCGAGUGGUCGCGUCUCCGUCGUCUGUACGGGUCCGCGCCGGAGCUGUGGGAACGGCACCGGCACCGCUACGAGGUCAACCCGGAGCUUGUCUCCAUGCUAGAGAGUGCCGGCUUGACCUUUGUCGGCAAGGACGACGCCGGCCAGCGGAUGGAGAUCGUCGAGCUGCGCGACCAUCCGUGGUAUGUCGGCGUGCAGUUCCACCCGGAGUACCUCAGCCGCGUGCUCGCGCCCAGUAAGACCUUCCUGGGGUUCUUUGCUGCCGCGGCGGGCUGUCUGGACGAUGUGACGGCCAGGUUUCGGGAUCGCCGUGAUCUCAGCGUAGUCCGUAGAAGUAAAAGUAGUAGUAAGUAGGAGUGAUGAGUUGUAACUAUAUAGGACACUGUCUAGACUCUAUAGCAGAGUCAUUUGAUGACUAACUGGCUUCCUUCCUCGCCACUGACGACAACCCAGACAACGACAACGACAACGACGGCGAGCGACAGCGAGCGACAGCGAGUGCGACUGCAGGAGGCAGGCAUGGAGGACGAACGAAGCAGCGACGGCUGGCGGAUCUCCAAGGCGUGCCAGGAAUGCCGCCGGCGCAAGAUCAAGUGCAACGGGCACACGCCGUGCAAGACGUGCCAGCUGCGCAAGACGCCGUGUCUGUACCGCGACAUCACCCGCCAGCGGCGCAAGAAGACUCGCGAUGCUGCGUCCGUCGCUGCGCUGUCGGCCUCGUGGGCUGCGUCCGACAGGGCAGAAGCCUCGCAGGCGUCUCCGGGAGGGACAGGUCCAGAAGACCCCUCGUCUCCUGGUGGUCCCUCGCAGGGUCGCAACGACAACAACAACAACAACACCACCAGCAGCAGUAAAAAUAAUCAUCAUCAUCUUCAUCUUCAUAAUAAUGGGACUACCGGUGGUUCUUCGUUGAAUCCCUUCCACAGCAGUGUCUCGGCGACGCACAUGGCCACCCCGUCGUGCGAGGUGCAGCUCUACUACGGGCCGACGUCACACUUUUCUCUCAUGCAGCACAUCUAUCGCGACCUGAUCACCCCGCCGCACGUGGAGCACCAUGAGCCACACGGCGGCGUGGACGAGGCCAGCGCGGGCAUCGAUCUGUUCAGCUUCCGCCGCAUCUUCUUCGGCGGCACGGCCGGCGAGACGCGCGACGUCGCCGCCGCCGCGGGCGCGGGGGCCGCUUCGGCAGGCGCAGCGAGCAUGUUCAUGCCCUAUCCCCUUGCGCAGGAGUUCCUUCGCCGGUACCUGUCUACCUUGUACCACCUCACGCCCUUUAAACCCCGCGCGGCGUUUGAGUACGAGCUCGAACAGCUCUAUUAUCCGUCGUGGAACACGCCGGCGAACCCGCUGGGGCAGUCGAUCCUGUUGCUCGCUCUGGCGUUGGGAUCCCAGGGUACAGAGCAGUAUCACUGGGGGGAACUGCUGUUCGACCGGGCCAAGGCGUUGACGGCGCCGCUAGACGACGUGGUGAACUUGCAGGCAGUGCAGGUCUCAUUACUGAUGGCCCACUACCAGACUGAGAUGGGGAGACCGAAUUCCUCCUUCUUGCAUCUGGGUACCGCGGUGCGCAAGGCUUUUUCCGCUGGCUUACACAAGGAAGCGGCGGCCAACAACCAUCAAGAAGGGAUGAGGAAGAUCAUCGAAGAACGCCGAGUCACGCUCUGGGGGCUCUAUUUCUAUGAGACCUGGUGCUGCUUCUAUCUAGGACGACCGAGUUCGCUAUCUCUAAAAGACAUUGAUAUCGCAUAUCCCGAAGAUCCCUUCCUGCUGGCGCUUAUCCGGCUCACCAAGGCGACCGCGCGAUCGGCCGAGGAGAUGUACGGCGAACGACACGAAUCCCUGCUCCAGAUGUGGAGGGUCGCCCGGUCGAUCUCGAAUGACCUCAAAAGCUUCGAGCCGGACAUGCAGCGAGCACUCGGCUUUGGACUCGACAAGCCGGCGCAGCAGGGCGACCUCGGCGCCCGGCAGACCAUUCUCCUCACCCUAUACUAUCACAUCAUCCUUCUGACUUACCGACCAUUCUUGAUCUUCCGGGGCCGACUGCAAAGGGGAAACCGAUCAUCCUCGUCCGCGGCGGCCAAUCGUCCGAUAGAGAUCCCCACCUGGCUGAACGAAGCCUGCAAUAAUGCGCUGUACUCGGCCCGACGAACGAUCCAUCACCUCUGCGAGGCGGCUACCAUUAACGAUCUAGCGAGGGAAAUCCGAUACCAUGGCUUUUUCCUGGGCAGCUCCUGUUUGUGUCUGCUGUACGACAUGUUGAACGUUGAGGGCGCAGCCUGCACCCACCUGCCCUGGAUCCAUGCGGGGAUGAACUGCCUGGCGUCGAUGCGAGCGGGCGAGCCGGUGAUCAGCACGGUGGCGCCCCUGCAGGCGAUCCUCAAGAGCCUGAACCCGGCGUACGAGUGGAUCGCGCCGGCGUCCUCCUCUUCCGCCUCCUCCUACCAGCAUGCCGCCGCCGCCGGCAGCGGCAGCAAUGCCACGACGGCGAGCCUCUCGGCGACGACGUCCGGGUCUGGCUCUGGCUACGCUUCGAUGAUGAACUAUCUGCCCGGGUUGCGGAUGGCCGGGGUCGGAGCCCUCGACGCCGAGGCGCUGCAGGAGGAGCUGCAGUUCCAGCCGAGUACGGUCAAGAGCAGCGACGACCUGCCCGACUUUACGCAGUCGGAGAUGGGCUUCGACUUUGACUUUUCCACAAUGGACCUGGAGGCUUUUCUGUCGCUUCCGGGGAUGGACGUACCCGUACCUAGUACCUACUAACAGUACGGAGUAUCUAGUUCUACUAAUACUAUACCCUGUACACUACCAGGUGUACUUUUUUGCAUCAGAUCCAAUCUUGCUUACCGCGCAGAGCCUAGUAACUAUAUAGUGAUAGUAUUAUCUACAAUUUUAUCUGUCUCGUAGACAUCAGGCA
Messenger RNA from Penicilliopsis zonata CBS 506.65, 2912 nucleotides. RefSeq lists its product as hypothetical. Bases 413 to 2758 code for a protein of 781 amino acids. Gene Ontology annotation, biological process: DNA-templated transcription; positive regulation of transcription from RNA polymerase II promoter by galactose. Gene Ontology annotation, cellular component: nucleus. The record is from RefSeq and is a predicted model, not a curated record. Lineage: Eukaryota; Fungi; Ascomycota; Eurotiomycetes; Eurotiales; Aspergillaceae. Gene Ontology annotation, molecular function: DNA-binding transcription factor activity, RNA polymerase II-specific; zinc ion binding; RNA polymerase II cis-regulatory region sequence-specific DNA binding. The transcript has 6 exons.